AAAUCGCAGACCACCAGCACCACCGAGAAGAUAUGAGCCACGCAGUCCACGUGGACAACUGCAUCCUGGACUCCAAAGCCAAGAUGUGUCUGAAAGUGCCACCCGCUUACACCUUCCGAGACUACAGUGCACUGCUGUAUCUAAACGGAGACUUUGAAGGUGGCGAGUUCAUUUUUACAGAAAUGGACGGUGAAAGUAUUACGGCGACUGUCAGGCCUAAAUGCGGCCGCUUGGUGGGCUUCUCGUCUGGGGUGGAGAACCCCCACGGGGUUCGCGCAGUGACGAAGGGGCAGAGGUGUGCCGUGGGCAUGUGGUUCACACUGGAUCCGCUUCACAGGGAGCAGGAUAUGUUAAAGGUUGGGGAAAGGAUCCAGUUGUUAGUUAAUGAAGAUCAAUCAGCAUCGGAGGUAAAUUUAGGCAGCAGAGAAGAGCUGUAGUGGAUAUAAUUUAUUUUCGAAUGUUUAUCUUAAUGAAGUUUAACGUGAGGGCAUUUUACAGGACUGAGUAGACUGCAUGGCGUGAUACUGCUGCCAUAUUCCAGGACAGUAAUCCCACAUACAUACUGCUACACACAUUCAGGAGUGCGGUCUCGCUCACUAGGGCAAGGUCAGACUCCUCCUCUGCCUCCCCAGUCACCAGAUAUAAAAACCACAUUUCCAUCUCCUUCAUCCCUCGAACAAUCAAAGGCUUUUUCUUCGUUUUCUUCGUAUCUGCCAUUAUCUCACCAUGAACAGUUCAUGACCUUUAAAGAGCUUUUCAAGAAAAGUAGAGCUGUUGUGAAGACAUAGCAUGACCCCAUCCAUGUCCUUGAUAUUAAUGAAUGGUUUGGUGUUUCCAUUAUUUUAUUCACCCUUGUAUAAUAAGUAUCUGAAUCAGUAUAUAUUGAUUAGCGCACAAAUCCUAUAGAGUCCUAGAGUAGGGAAUGAAACAUACAGAACUGGUACAGAAAAUUUUAUUUUUGUAUAUUAAAAAAUGUUUAUACAGCCAUUACUUGUAUAUACAGGACAUGAUACAAAAUUAUAAAAAGAAACCAAAAUUAUAUUUGAUUACUGGGAUAUUUAAUUUUUUUUUUUUUUUGCACCAUUUUUUAAAUCUUAAUUCAUUCAUCUAUAUUUUUUAUUGCAUUGCUACCAUUUAGAUGCUUUGUUUGGACUGUAUGUGACCAUGUUUUUUUUUUUUAUCAUUUUAAUAACAUAAUAAUUUAAUAGGUUUGGCAGAGUUUUAAAAUGGUCUUUAUUUGAAAUUCAGGACAUGAUAUUGUGAAAAAUAAAAUGGCAUAUCACUGAA
Molecule: messenger RNA, 1287 nt
Organism: Paramormyrops kingsleyae
Lineage: Eukaryota; Metazoa; Chordata; Actinopteri; Osteoglossiformes; Mormyridae
Source: RefSeq, a predicted model, not a curated record